AUUAAUAUUUUGGGUAUCAAAUUGAUCAUCAAAAUGGCAACAAUGAGAGUAAUAAUAGUAUUUGUAGGCAUGAUCAUGAUAUGCCAAUCAUUAGUCUCAUUUGCAGAAAAAGGAACUGCAACUUUCUACACACCUCCUUAUACUCCAUCAGCUUGCGACGGAAACAAAGAGGAAGGAGUUAUGAUCGCAGCAGCAAGCAAAGCCAUAUGGGACGACAAGGGCGCAUGUGGAAGAAAGUACAAGGUUAAAUGCAUCGGUGGCACCAACGGCCAAGCCAACCACAACCCAUGCAGAGGAGGCUCUGUCGUUGUCAAAAUCGUCGAUUUUUGUCCCGCUGGUUGCCAAGGAACCAUUGAUCUCUCUCAAGAAGCUUUCGCUAUGAUCGCUGAUCCUAACGCCGGAAAAAUAAACAUCAAAUUCAUUGAGUAA
Molecule: messenger RNA, 429 nt
Organism: Cannabis sativa
Lineage: Eukaryota; Viridiplantae; Streptophyta; Magnoliopsida; Rosales; Cannabaceae
Product: EG45-like domain containing protein
Exons: 2
Coding region: 34-429 (131 amino acids)
Biological process (GO): systemic acquired resistance
Cellular component (GO): apoplast; cell wall
Source: RefSeq, a predicted model, not a curated record